AUGACCACCAUCUGGCACCCACCCUUCGUUAGCGGGGUCCCCAUCGUCGUCAAAGAAGAGCCCGACGACGACCACCACCAACCCCCCGCCGUCAACGUCGAACCUCCCGCGGACGACCAUGGAGAAGACGAAAAGUCCGAGGAUCUCGCGGGGAAGGGGACGACGAUUUGGCGACCCAACCUCGACCGGCUGCGCGCCAGCGUCGCCGAGAUGGAGGGAUCAGAAAGCGAAGAGGAGCAGAAGGAUGCGACGAAGAAGGGCGUGAAGAGGAAGAGAGCCCCUCGCACGAAGGGGCCAUGCGAGCACGGGGUGAAGUGGAGGUCGCAGUGCAAGGUGUGCAGCGCUUGUCCGCACGGAAAGAGGCGCUCUCGGUGCAAGGAGUGCGGCGGGACAUCAAUCUGCGUGCACGCUCGUGAGCGCUCUAAGUGCAAGGAGUGCGGCGGGUCUGAAAUCUGCGAGCACGGCCGUAGGCGCCCUCAAUGCAAGGAGUGCGGCGGGGCAUCAAUAUGCGAGCACGGCCGGCAGCGCUCUCAGUGCAAGGAGUGCGGUGGGUCUCAAAUCUGCCAGCACGGUCGUCACCGCCAAUACUGCAAGGAGUGCGGUGGGUCUCAAAUCUGCGUGCACGCUCGUGUGCGCUCUAAGUGCAAGGAGUGCGGCGGGUCUCAAAUCUGCCAGCACAAUCCACGACCGUCGGCGCUCUGA
Micromonas commoda is the source of this 702-nucleotide messenger RNA. RefSeq lists its product with no specific name. The record is from RefSeq and is a predicted model, not a curated record. NCBI's taxonomy places the organism in Eukaryota, Viridiplantae, Chlorophyta, Mamiellophyceae, Mamiellales, Mamiellaceae. Bases 1 to 702 code for a protein of 233 amino acids. The transcript has 2 exons.